UCAGGCUGGGCAGCGGGCGGAGGCACGUCAGGCUGGGCAGCGGGCGGAGGCACAGGCACGACAGCGGGCACCGAGUCAUCUGGCACGACAGCGGGCACCGAGUCAUCUGGCACGACAGCGGGCACCGAGUCAUCUGGCACGACAGCGGGCACCGAGUCACCGGGCAAGUCAGCGGGCACCGAGUCACCGGGCAAGUCAGCGGGCACCGAGUCAUCUGGCAUGACAGCGGGCACCGAGUCACCAAGACCGACAGCGUGCACCGAGUCACCGGGCACAUCAGCGGGCACUGAGCCAUCUAGCAGAACCGUGGGCACCGGGUCAUCUGGC
This is a messenger RNA of Staurois parvus, 327 nucleotides long. NCBI's taxonomy places the organism in Eukaryota, Metazoa, Chordata, Amphibia, Anura, Ranidae. The record is from the annotation of a GenBank genome assembly.